AUUCUGAUUCUUGAAUCAGGGUACAGAUGCAUUAACUAAGAAGAAGAAACCGAAUCGAUAAUUAUAGUCACAGGUGGGAACUGGGAAUAAAACUACCAUAGCAUCAUCCAACGAAAGAGGAGAGCAAAUUUUUUGAGGCUGUAACAUGCAAUCAAUUCCAUCUAUUCAAAUUCAGAUUGAACCCAUUUUUUGAGGUGGGAACUGGGAAUGAAACCACCAUAACUGAACGAGUUUAAAUGGUCCAUGAAGGAGUUCAAAACUGACCUCUUGGACCCAACACCCAACCCCCUCCUGGACCCAACACCCAGACCCAACACCUAGCCAACUGAACUGACCAUCAAAGGGACAUUCGAACCGGACGGCUGCUUCAUCAUUUUAAUCUCCCUAUCUAGCCGAGAACAAACGACUGUUUCCGAGUCCAAGAAGAUGAUUCUGAGGCUCUGAAUAGCAGCUAAUCAAGUAUUCAGUUUUCAGGCUUAUCUUUCAUCUGUCUAGCUGCAAAAUGGUUCCUUUGCUUUGAAUAUCUUGAACUUGAAAUCAGCGAGAGAUCAGAUGUCGUACGACGACGUAGAGAUUGAGGACAUGGAAUGGAACGAGAAGCUCCAGGCCUUCACGUAUCCCUGCCCCUGCGGAGACCUCUUCCAGAUCACCAAGGAAGAACUCCGUUUGGGCGAAGAAAUCGCUCGGUGCCCUAGCUGUUCUCUUUACAUCACCGUCAUCUAUAAUACGGAAGAUUUCGCCGAUUCCAAUCGCAAGAAUAAGAAUAUCGAACCUCCCAAGCGACAGCCGGUUGCCGUCACUUGAAAAUCUCCCGGAGAGCGAAAUUUGAUUCCUUUUCUUUUUUUCCCUAAGAUUUUUGUCAUUUUCCUAUUGGCUCAAUUGUCGUUAAGGUAUAUUUGUUGGGCGGCAAUGAUAAUUUCGUUAGAGUUGUAUUUUUUUUUCCCGUGAAAUGGAGGAAAUAGGGAGGCCAUAUAUGUAGCUUGAUGGUGAGAAUUGGUUUUAUUGUUUGUUGAGUGUAUUUAUACGGAUAUCAGUUGAAAUAGAAUUAUUUUCGAGUUUGUGAUUUUGGAAGUUUAGCAUGUUCAAUAUUGUGAUCAAGCCCUGUGAUUCUCAA
Coffea eugenioides is the source of this 1114-nucleotide messenger RNA. Its product is annotated as diphthamide biosynthesis protein 3-like. Gene Ontology annotation, cellular component: nucleus; cytosol. The transcript is spliced from 4 exons. Gene Ontology annotation, biological process: tRNA wobble uridine modification; protein histidyl modification to diphthamide. Gene Ontology annotation, molecular function: metal ion binding. NCBI's taxonomy places the organism in Eukaryota, Viridiplantae, Streptophyta, Magnoliopsida, Gentianales, Rubiaceae. The record is from RefSeq and is a predicted model, not a curated record. Bases 553 to 804 code for a protein of 83 amino acids.